AAUUUUGUCUCUGCUUUCAUCUUCAGCAGAUCAGUACUCAGGUAUCUGAAAUUGGAAUCAUGCUUCUCAAGUGUAUAAGCUUUCCUGUUUCAAAGAAGACAAGCUCAUCCAAGAAGCACUCUCCAACGGUUAUAGAAUUGUUAUGCCAUCAAUUUUCCCUGGAAGAUCUUAAAAGAUCAACCAACAACUUCAACCAGAAAUUAAUAGUUGGAAAAGGAGGUUUUAGCACUGUAUACAAAGGAUGUCUCAAACACAAUGGUGGAUCAGACCAUACAAUUGCAUUAAAGCUCAAGUGUUGCAACUCCAACCAGCAUUUCCUCGAGUUCAUGAAGGAAAUUGAGUUGCUAUGCCAGCUUCAUCAUCCUAAUUUGAUCUCUCUUGUAGGAUUUUGCAACCAUGAAAAGAAAAAGAUUAUUGUGUAUGAGUUCAUGUGCAAUGGCUCUCUUCAUGAUCACCUAUACAAUAGGGACAAGACACCACUAUCAUGGCAGAAAAGGCUAGAGAUAUGUAUAGGAAUCGCACGUGGACUACACUACCUUCAUGCUGGAGCCAAGCGUUCUAUCUUUCAUUGUGACAUAAGACCUAGUAACAUUCUUUUGGAUUGCAAUAUGGUGCCUAAGCUCUCAGACUUUGGGCUUUCAUUGCAGGGACCACUAUCUACUUCCAAGCGAAAACCAAUUGCAGUAGACUAUGUUAUAGGUAAUUGAUUUAUUUAUUCAAUUUUAUAAGCUUACUUCAAAGAAUGUAAUUAAAUAAUUCAAAUAAUAGUCUCACUUGUAGGUACAUUUGGAUACUUAGCCCCUGAGUGUUUCCAACGCCUGACUGUUACAGAUAAAUCAUAAAUGUGACGUUUACUCCUUUGGUAUGGUUCUACUUGUAAUGGUAUGCAUGAAGGAGAAGGAUUUGUUUCUUAACAAGGCCAACA
Arachis ipaensis is the source of this 925-nucleotide messenger RNA. The record is from RefSeq and is a predicted model, not a curated record. Lineage: Eukaryota; Viridiplantae; Streptophyta; Magnoliopsida; Fabales; Fabaceae.